This is a messenger RNA of Aegilops tauschii subsp. strangulata, 2040 nucleotides long. RefSeq names its product cytochrome P450 86A1. NCBI's taxonomy places the organism in Eukaryota, Viridiplantae, Streptophyta, Magnoliopsida, Poales, Poaceae. Gene Ontology annotation, molecular function: oxidoreductase activity, acting on paired donors, with incorporation or reduction of molecular oxygen; monooxygenase activity; heme binding. The record is from RefSeq and is a predicted model, not a curated record.
ACAUUAGUUUUUUGCCCAGCAGGAAUUCAAAACCUUGCAAGACUAUGGCCAGGUGAAACGUUUCCACACGGCUAAUGUGCAGGAGCAUAUAUAUACGCGAGGGCGCCAAACACAUUUCCCAACUCACCAAGCACCGCGCCAUUUGUUAAUCACGAGGCCUAAAUCCACCUCUUGGUUAAUUAUAUCAGCUGCCACAAGUUUUUUACGUGGCGCGCAUGGCCACGGCAAUGGACGCCGGCGUGCUGCACCCCGGCGCCAUCGUGGUGACGGUCGUGGCAUUGGCCUCGGCGUACAUGGUGUGGUUCUGGGCGCUGUCGAGGCGGCUGUCGGGGCCCCCGAUGUGGCCGCUGGUGGGCAGCCUCCCCAGCGUCGUGGUGAACCGGAAGCGGGUCCACGACUGGAUCGCCGACAACCUGCGCGCCACGGGCGAGGCGGCGACGUACCAGACGUGCAUCCUGCCGCUGCCGUUCCUGGCGCGGCGGCAGGGGCUGGUGACGGUGACGUGCAACCCGCGGAACCUGGAGCACAUCCUGCGCGCGCGCUUCGACAACUACCCCAAGGGCCCCAUGUGGCAGGCGGCGUUCCACGACCUCCUCGGCCAGGGCAUCUUCAACUCCGACGGCGAGACGUGGCUGCUCCAGCGCAAGACGGCGGCGCUCGAGUUCACCACCCGGACGCUGCGCCAGGCCAUGGCGCGCUGGGCCAACCGCUCCAUCAAGGACCGCCUGUGGCGCAUCCUAGCCGACCACUGCCACGCCGCCGCCAGCGUCGACCUCCAGGACCUCCUCCUGCGCCUCACCUUCGACAACAUCUGCGGCCUCACCUUCGGCAAGGACCCCGAGACGCUGUCGCCGGGCUUGACGGAGAACCCCUUCGCCAACGCCUUCGACGAGGCCACCUUGGCGACCAUGCAGAGGUUUCUGUUCCCCAGCUUCCUGUGGCGGAUCAAGAAGGCGCUGGGCAUCGGCAGCGAGCAGAGCCUCCGCAAGAGCCUCGCGGUGGUGGACCAGUUCAUGACGGAGACCAUCGCGGCGCGCAAGGCCACGCCGUCGGACGACCUGCUGUCCCGGUUCAUGAAGAAGCGCGACAGCAACGGCAAGGCGUUCCCGGAGGACGUGCUGCAGUGGAUCGCGCUCAACUUCCUGCUCGCGGGCCGCGACACGUCGUCCGUCGCGCUCAGCUGGUUCUUCUGGACGGUCAUGCAGAGGCCGGACGUGGAGCGCAAGGUGCUCCUCGAGAUCGCGUCCGUGCUCAGGGAGACGCGCGGCGACGACACGGGGAGGUGGGCGGAGGAGCCGCUGGACUUCGACGAGCUGGACCGCCUCGUGUACCUCAAGGCGGCAUUGUCGGAGACGCUGCGCCUGUACCCGUCGGUGCCGCAGGACUCCAAGUACGUGGUGGCCGACGACGUGCUCCCCGACGGCACCGUGGUGCCAGCCGGCUCGGCGAUCACCUACUCCAUCUACUCGGUGGGGAGGAUGGAGAGCAUAUGGGGGAAGGACUGCGUGGAGUUCCGGCCGGAGCGGUGGCUGUCGGCGGACGGCAGCCGCUUCGAGCCCGUCAAGGACGCGUACCGCUUCGUGGCGUUCAACGGCGGGCCGAGGACGUGCCUCGGCAAGGACCUCGCCUACCUGCAGAUGAAGUCCAUCGCGUCGGCGGUGCUGCUGCGCCACUCGGUGGAGCUCGUGCCGGGGCACCAGGUGGAGCAGAAGAUGUCGCUCACCCUGUUCAUGAAGAACGGGCUCCGCGUGAACGUCAAGCCAAGGGACCUCGCCGACUACGUCGCGCCGCCGCCGGAGGAGGCGCCGCCACUGGGGUCAGUCGUGAUCCCAACCACCACUGCCGCCGCUGCAUAGUCUUGCGCCUGCCUACGUACAUUGGUUUCUGAAAUUCUGAUGCUUGUUCAUUCUGCCCGCUGAAUUUGUUCUUCUUCAUACACAACUGUGUGCGUUUUUUUUUUUUUUUGUGUUUUUUGGUUGUGUACUUUUGAUGAGGUAUUGGUGGAUCGUCAAAUGAAAUGAAGUUUAUACGUUGCAUUCA